AGAAUCUAAAGCGAUACAUAUUUCAUAAGACGCUUGCAACAGCCGGCUGGGCUGGCCGGUGCACGCCUCGCGCGUCUCGCCGCGUUUUUCCGGCUAGUGUGCAUAGGUGCUGAGGCUAUCGUGUUCGACGCACGCGAUCUUGUUCAUAUAGCUUUGUUUACAUUAAACGCGUGGUGUACGGAACGAUGGACCGAAUAUGGAUGUAACAAAAAUAUUAAAGGAAAAAAUCGAAAUAAUUAAUUUUUAUGCAAGGAAAUGAGAAGACUGCAAACCGGAAGUGACAAAAAAAUCUAACACCACAUGAAAAUUGGAUAAACGCACGAUAAUCAUUUAUGGUCUAAAGGUACACCAAAAUGACAUUCUCAGGAGUAUCGUGUCUGAUGACGUUCGGAGUGGCAACGUGGCCGCCACCAGGCCCUCUACCAAGUGCCUUCCAGUUCCACCAUCAAGGAUCCAACUUUGCCGUGUUCGUGAUACUCUUCGCUCUGUGCAUGAUGGAGGUGGUGGUCCUCAGGAUCAUAACGGAGGAGCAGGCGCGAGACCAAGGCGCCAGAAGUGUGACUUCCAUGUGGUUCGACCUUGACGAUGACUGACAGUGAAAUGCAAGCUUUAUUUGUUAAGGAAUAGUGGUGAAAGUUCGACUGACUGUAAGAUAUUUGUACAUAUUUGUUUAAUGUUAAUUGCGAUAUGUGGCCCAAAUAAAAUUACGUGCUAAUGUAAGUAUAUGUGUAGUUGAAAAGUUGUUUUUAUUAUGUAGACCAGAAUCAGACGGAAUUUUUCCGUCAAUCAUAUAUCCUGUAAUCUAAAAUAUUUUACGAAAUGUACCUUCGGUAAAAUAUUAGUGUAAGCUAUUGUACGACAGAUCUAUUACAACUUUAUGCGACAGAA
Manduca sexta (tobacco hornworm) is the source of this 888-nucleotide messenger RNA. RefSeq lists its product as uncharacterized. The record is from RefSeq and is a predicted model, not a curated record. Bases 354 to 593 code for a protein of 79 amino acids. The transcript has a single exon. Lineage: Eukaryota; Metazoa; Arthropoda; Insecta; Lepidoptera; Sphingidae.